AUUUUUGUGUUUCUUUCUCCUUUCGAUUCCUAAUCCCAUAAUUACUCAUACUCCCUAACCUCCAAGUAACUAACUAUGUCUGAAUCACCGGUGGAGCUUGUGUUCAUCCCCUCGCCGGGGCUGAGCCACGUCAUCCCCACCGUCGAGGCUGCCAAGCUCCUCCUCGCCCGCGGCGGCGAUCGCCUCGCCGUCACUGUCCUAAUCAUCAGUCUCCCCGAGGAUGGAAACGAUAAAACGGACAAGAUGUUGUCCGAUAUCAAAGCAACAGUCCCACGCCUUCGAUUCAUCGGAUUGCCUUUUGACCAUAAUGCCCCCGGCGCCGACUCCCCGGUCUUUCGAUUCACUUAUAUCCUUAGUUGCGGUGACAAGAUCAAGCAAUUAUUGUCGGAUUUGAUCGAGGAGCCAUCCGUCCCCGGCUCCCGGCUAGUCGGGCUUGUUCUCGAUAUGUUUUGCACAAAUUUAAUUCAGGUGGGUGAAGAAUUGAGCAUUCCUUCCUACGUUUAUUACACUGCAGGAGCAUUCAGUCUUGGCGUAUUGUACGACAUGAUUUCACUUAGAUUCGACCAGGAUCAGGACGUGACACAAUACAAGGAUUCCGACACUAAACAACUCUCCUCACCAUGCGCCUCUCAGCCUCUCCCCGCCAAAAUACUUCCUCUAUUUGUCGUCGACGGCACUCCUACCGGAGAUAUCGUCCUCGAUUACUUCCGGAAAUUCGCCGGCGCCAAAGGAGUUCUCGUCAACACAUUCUACGAACUCGAAUCCUACGCCAUCGAUUCGCUGCAUGCUCAUUACAAUAACUAUCCCAAGGUUUACCCGGUCGGACCCAUGUUGAAGAACAAUCCUGACUCCGGCGAUCCGUCGGCAGCUGAUUUGAUGACGUGGCUGGACGAUCAGCCGGAGGAUUCGGUGGUGUUUCUGUGCUUCGGGACGAUGGGGGCAUUUGAAGAAGCUCAGGUUAAGGAAUUCGCCGAGGCUCUGGAAGGUUCUGGAAGCAGGUUCGUGUGGUCGUUGCGGAAGCCGACGUCGUCGUUACUUCCAACCGAGUACGAAGACUUCGGCGAGGUUCUGCCGGAGGGUUUUUUGGAGCGGACGGCGGGACGGGGGCGGGUGAUCGGGUGGGCUCCGCAGGCGGCGGUGCUGGCGCACCCGGCGGUCGGGGGUUUCGUGUCGCACUGUGGGUGGAACUCGGUGCUGGAGAGUGUCUGGCACGGCGUUCCGGUGGCAGCGCUGCCGCUAUAUGCGGAGCAGCAGUUAAAUGCGUUCGAGCUGGUGAGGACAUUGGGGAUGGCGGAAGAGAUCAAGAUUGAUUACAAGUUAGAUGUGACUAGGCAGGAGCCGGGGCCGGAGAUCGUCCCGGCGGGGGAUAUCGAGGCUGCGAUCCGGCGGGUGAUGGCGGCGGAGGGCGGCGUGAGGAGGAAAGUGAAGGAGAUGCAGAGGAAGAGCCGAGAGGUUUUGGAGGAAGGCGGGUCGUCGUGGACGUCGCAAAAGGACUUCUUCCAAGACGUGUUGAGAAACGUUGGAUUGGAAUAGAGUUGGUGGAAAUUUGAAUGUUGAUUUUGGAGCCUCUUGAUUUUAAGGAUUUAAUAAUGUUUAUUUUAAUUUUGUAUUUUCUUGUUUUUUCAAAUUCCCAUAUGAGAUUUUGAUUGUGUUAAGGUGGGUAGAUGGAUUGAUCGGUACAUUCGGACAUGAGGUCUUUCCAGGUAUCCAUCUUUUAUGACUAUGUUCCAUUCGAAAGAAUAAAAUA
Molecule: messenger RNA, 1747 nt
Organism: Andrographis paniculata
Lineage: Eukaryota; Viridiplantae; Streptophyta; Magnoliopsida; Lamiales; Acanthaceae
Product: anthocyanidin 3-O-glucosyltransferase 2-like
Exons: 2
Coding region: 76-1533 (485 amino acids)
Molecular function (GO): UDP-glycosyltransferase activity
Source: RefSeq, a predicted model, not a curated record